AUGGCGUCUCCUUCCUCGUCGUCCGCGCCGGCAUCACCGUGGGUCAUCCUAGGCAGCAUCCCUCGCGUCGCCGCACCGGACGACGGCAGCGACGUCUCCGUUGCGCUCACGGCGCCGCCGCGCGUCUCGAUCCUCACCGUCUCCCCACGCGUCUUCCCGGAUCCCCCAACUCCCCACUUCUUUCCCUUCGUCCUCGCCGCAGACCCCUCCGGCCUGCUACUCCUCCAGGCCAACCUGCAAUGCGCCCCGACCCGUGAAGUCAUCGACCGUCCCGACCACCAGUCCGUCACCUGGAAAGACAACAACGCGCGAUACUUCGUGCUCGACGCCACCACCGGCUCGGCUUUCCACCUCCCCGACCCUCAGGCCACCAUCAUGCACCAGGCGCUCCUCGGCCUUGUCGUCUCUCCUGGCGGCGGCGGCCACUACAUGGUCGCGGAGCUCCAGCCCAUCAUCGGCAGCAGCACGGCCACGCUCCUCUGCUUCUCUACAGAGGUUGGGGAGUGGGUGGAGAAGAGCGUCCAUUACCCGCUCCCGCCCCGCCCGCUGUCUCCCAUCUGCGUACUCUCGCACCACGGGAGGCUCUGGUGGAUCGACCUCUCAUGGGGCGUCAUCACCUGCGACCCCUUCGCCGACGAGCCGGUCCUGGGUUUCGUCCCAUUCCCGCCGGGGAAGGUCCUGGCGUGCAGGGAAGCUAAGGGACUCACCGACAUGUUCCGUUGCGUCGGGGUGAGCGGCGGCAAGCUGCGUUUCGUGGACACAUACAUGGACAGGCGUGCUCAUCAUGCCGGCGGCCCUAUUCCCACCGUAGGCGUGUGGACGCUGGCCGAUCCAGACUCCACGGAGUGGACGCUGGAGCACGAGGCGAGCUUUACUGAGAUCUGGGCCGAUCAAAGCUACAAGGCGACCGGGCUGCCGAACAAGGUGCCCAGGCUCGCCCUCAUUCACCCCAAGAACCCGGACGUGCUCUACUUCUUUCUUCAAGAGCGCCUCUUCGGUGUUGACGUGCCUGCUCGCAAGGUGGUGGUGUGCGAGGUCUAUGGGCUGGUUGCGCCGCCGAGCUGCUGCAUCGCCACCCGCUUCGUCCGGUCUUGGGAGCUGCCGCGGGCACUCUCCUCAGGGAACUGGUCUGAUGGUAUCAACUUGGCUGAAGAAUCUUAUGCUCGACCAUAUCGGCCAUCCCCAGAGGAUUACCACAUGGUGGGUUCUCUUAGGCAGACAUUCAUAGGAUGA
Lolium rigidum is the source of this 1233-nucleotide messenger RNA. RefSeq lists its product as uncharacterized. Lineage: Eukaryota; Viridiplantae; Streptophyta; Magnoliopsida; Poales; Poaceae. The record is from RefSeq and is a predicted model, not a curated record. The transcript is spliced from 2 exons. Bases 1 to 1233 code for a protein of 410 amino acids.